UGGCAAUUUUAGUCAUAUCUGAGACGCGUAAUCGAACGGAUUGAAACAAGAACGACGCGACGUCGCGCGGAAUAAUUGUGUCUGUAGGUGAAUGAGUGUCUUGAAUUGAGUUGGCAGGACCCUCGGUUGUGUGUCCUUGUCGGGGGAUCGCGUAGGUCAUCGUCGUUUAUAUUGACGCCAGAAUGGUGGAAACGACCGUAAUGAAAUCUUCGGCCUCGCUCUCCAAACUGAACGGAAGCGGAUCCGCACAGAAGAGCACAGAAACGCAGCAUCGAUCGGUUCAGCCCUCCAGCUCAUCGGCCGAGGAUCACUACAAUCCUUCUGUCAGGAUUCUGCACAUCCCAAAACAACCGGACGGAUCCUGUGGAUUUCAUCUGUCCCGCAGCAAGUGGGAUCCGUAUCCGUGGGUUAGCGGCGUUGAUGGCGAAUCGGUAGCUGAAGUGACCGGAUUGAAGGCCGGAGACUGUGUGUUAGAGGUAAACAACGAGGAUGUCCUCGGAAUGCGCAUAGCCGAGGUGGCCAAUCUGGUCAAGUCAAAGUCGGACAUCGUAACGUUGCUGCUGUGGAGCACCGGAAUGGAACCGACCUGCAAUCCGGAAUCGCUUUGCUGCGGUCCAAUGCCGAUCAACCUGGAACGUCUGUCGGCCAGCAUGCAAACCAUAGUGGCUGCCCUGGAGUGUCCGGUUUGUUUCGAUACGAUUCCUCCGCCGGUAUUCCAAUGCCAAAAUGGGCACCUGGUGUGCUCUCGAUGCCGGGUUCGGUCCGAAAAAUGCGCCAUUUGUCGUGAGAAGUAUACCGUGGGCCGUUCCUUGCUGGCCGAACAGGUUUAUCAAUCAAUUACGGAAGCCUUCAAUCUGACGGAGGGGGGCGAUGGAAAGCUCCGGGAACGAUUGUUCGGGGCCAAAUGUACUCGGACCCGGAAUCGUUGCAGUCCAUUCAAUAGCGAAGGGCAUCUCUCGGCAGGGAAGCCAAUCCACUCACACACCCACAAAUUUUUAGCCAAAAUUAUGGGAAAGUCAACGUCCGUGGAUAAUCUGAACCGACGACAGCCCUGUGAAGUUGUCCAGGGUGAUUUGCAGGGAUCAAAGGCCAAGUCUCUGUCCCUGUCGUCCAGCGAGAUAUUCAGGCGUACAGAGAACACGGUAUCCGUUCCACGAUGCACUUCGGCCAAUCGGUUGGCCCCGGAACUGAUGGCCUCGUGCAAUAGUUUGACCACCCGCCGGCCCACAUCGUCGCUGUCCUGCAAUGUUUCGGCCGAGAGCUUGGGCAGCAUACCGGAAAACGGCAUUCAACUGGUGGUGCCUCCGGUGCCGACCGGAAAUAGCGAAAACGGACACGGGCCCUCGACGGUCAGCGAGUUGUGCUGUCCCUGUGGGGAUUACUGUGAUGAUAAACUGAAAGCUUCCGCUUUGGAACGACACGUGUCCGAGCGGCACGGAACACCGAUCAUCACCUUCGGGACAUCGUCCGCCGAAAUUUCCCUGCCCCCCAGGACCCCGGUCGAUAAUGCCUGCCUGGUGCUGAUCCUGGACGGACGCAAAUUUUGGCUCAAACUAAUCUCGGAUCCCAGCUCACUGGGGGAUAUCUUCAUAUCGGCCUUGCUACAAGGUACCGAAGCCGAGUGCCGGAACUACGCACUGGAGGUGCUCAUCCGGAAAGCCGGUGCCCACAAGAUUUUGGGCAAGGAGCUGAUUUCCCGUUCCGAGGUCUAUUCGAUGGAAUGCAAAUCGUGGAAUGAUGUAAGCAACACUCGGAGUGGAGUUUUCUACUCCAGUGAGUGCAUCAGGUCAACAUUCGAACCGGAAACGGAAGUCCUGCUGAAGGCGAGCAUCAAACACCUCUCGGAACUGUAGCAGCUGGCUACAAUUUGUGGCUGUUGGGCGUUGUUUGCACUCGUUAUAUAUGUAGCAAUGUUUUUACUUUUGAAAUUAAAGCAGGAUGCAAGAGAACCGAUAAUUAAAAUAUUUUAUAU
Messenger RNA from Uranotaenia lowii, 1972 nucleotides. RefSeq lists its product as uncharacterized. Gene Ontology annotation, cellular component: cytoplasm. The record is from RefSeq and is a predicted model, not a curated record. Gene Ontology annotation, molecular function: ubiquitin conjugating enzyme binding; ubiquitin protein ligase activity. Bases 183 to 1853 code for a protein of 556 amino acids. The transcript has 7 exons. Gene Ontology annotation, biological process: multicellular organism development; proteasome-mediated ubiquitin-dependent protein catabolic process. NCBI's taxonomy places the organism in Eukaryota, Metazoa, Arthropoda, Insecta, Diptera, Culicidae.